Messenger RNA from Dipodomys ordii (Ord's kangaroo rat), 504 nucleotides. RefSeq names its product histone H2B type 1. The transcript has 2 exons. Gene Ontology annotation, molecular function: structural constituent of chromatin; protein heterodimerization activity; DNA binding. Bases 10 to 390 code for a protein of 126 amino acids. The record is from RefSeq and is a predicted model, not a curated record. NCBI's taxonomy places the organism in Eukaryota, Metazoa, Chordata, Mammalia, Rodentia, Heteromyidae. Gene Ontology annotation, cellular component: nucleosome.
CAUCUCAAGAUGCCUGAGCCAGCGAAGUCCGCUCCCGCGCCCAAGAAGGGGUCGAAGAAGGCGGUGACCAAGGCGCAGAAGAAGGACGGCAAGAAGCGCAAGCGCAGCCGCAAGGAGAGCUACUCGGUGUACGUGUACAAGGUGCUGAAGCAGGUCCACCCGGACACCGGCAUCUCGUCCAAGGCCAUGGGCAUCAUGAACUCGUUCGUGAACGACAUCUUCGAGCGCAUCGCGGGCGAGGCGUCGCGCCUGGCGCACUACAAUAAGCGCUCGACCAUCACGUCUCGGGAGAUCCAGACGGCCGUGCGCCUGCUGCUGCCCGGGGAGCUGGCCAAGCACGCCGUGUCCGAGGGCACCAAGGCCGUCACCAAGUACACCAGCUCCAAGUAAAUGUAGUUCUGCAGCCACACCGGUAAACCAAAGGCUCUUUUCAGAGCCACUCACUGUUUUCACUAUCUGGGCUGCGCGUUUGUGCCGUGUUGCGAGCUAAGUCGUAGUGGGGGU